UUUGGGCAUUCGGCGCGACACUUCGCCGAAAGUAAUAGAAAGUGAUCAACAAGCGAUCUGCAGAGUGAUUCAACUCUUGAUGCAUGAGUUCAAGCAAAAAUGUAUAAACAGAUAAAUAUCAACUCUUGAGUGUGUUUAAAUGAUUUUCAGAAGAAAUUGAAUUUAUAAAUAACAAAAAAAAAAAAAAAUUGUAUUUUAGCAAAAGUUUUGAUUAAACUAAGAAGUGAUUUCAUAAUUCGCAAAAUGGAAACAGUAAGCACAAAAGCGCUCAGCAAUAAAUCAUCCUUUUCCAUCGCGAAUAUAUUAGAGAGUAAAACGCUGCCUGCGCCACACACACCGCCCGCCGCGCACCAUAACGCGCAUAACAGCGAACACAUGCCGACGGUUGCGAAUAUGAUCAGUGCAACAUCCUCAUCGAUAAAGAACACCACCACUAACAGCCUCGUUCAUACACUGCAGUCGCGUAUCGGUGAGCCGAUUCCGCCAACAAGCGCCAAUCCCAUGGCAACAACAACAGGUUAUUCGACGCUACCGCCGGAUGCACAAUCCGCUUUCAAGAAUCUACUACUCAAGAGUGAUCAUGUCGCUGACGGCACACCAUUGUUGCCAUCGUCGGGCGCUUUGCGCUUUGAACCCGUCUACGAUCAUGCUUCGCUGAUCUAUCAACAAAUGCUGAACAUGCAAAAAAACUCGGCUUUAUUUAUGCCGCACUUUCAAGCGGCGGCAGUGGCGGCUGCGGUAACACCGUCGGGUUAUUGCGAUCAAUACAAUCCCUUUUUGGAAUGCGAAGGGUUCCCUGGCAAUGCUGCCGCUGCUGCUCUCUACUGUAAUGCUGCCUAUCCGGGCUUUUAUAUGCCCAAUUUUGGUGUUAAACGUAAGGGCGGGCAAAUUCGGUUCACAUCGCAACAAACGAAAAAUCUUGAGAAUCGCUUCGCCAGCUCAAAGUACCUGUCACCCGAAGAACGGCGGCACCUUGCGCUCCAACUCAAGCUCUCCGAUCGCCAGGUGAAGACUUGGUUUCAAAAUCGACGUGCCAAAUGGCGUCGCUCCAAUCAAACUAAACGAACAUCACCCUCACACAUUUUGAGUCAAGCGCUGGACAGUAGUAGUGGCAGGACUGUUGGUAACAGCAGCAGCUCGAGGAGUGCUAUGCCGCAUUCUAGUAGCACUGGCAGUGAUUAUGCUCAAAUCGAUAGCAGUCGUGAUUUGCUUUCAGAGGAGGAAGACGAUGAUGAUAUCGAUGAAGUUGAAGACAGCGAUGAAGAAAAGGAAAAGAUAAGGAGGAGUGAAUAGCAAUAAAAUCCACCUUUGAGGUGGAUAAAUUAGGGGGAUUGCGUUUAGUUUUUUAUUUACAAAUUUAAGUGUUAUAAAGUUCUAUAUUUAUUUUAUG
This is a messenger RNA of Bactrocera latifrons, 1390 nucleotides long. It is a transcript of the gene HHEX, whose product is annotated as hematopoietically-expressed homeobox protein Hhex. Bases 244 to 1293 code for a protein of 349 amino acids. NCBI's taxonomy places the organism in Eukaryota, Metazoa, Arthropoda, Insecta, Diptera, Tephritidae. The record is from RefSeq and is a predicted model, not a curated record. Gene Ontology annotation, biological process: regulation of transcription by RNA polymerase II; cell differentiation. Gene Ontology annotation, molecular function: RNA polymerase II cis-regulatory region sequence-specific DNA binding; DNA-binding transcription factor activity, RNA polymerase II-specific. The transcript has 2 exons.